GGGCACAUUGUCCAGCCUCUACUAUAAAUUGCUCCCAAAAAUGCACAAAUAGACGAACAAAUCCACUGCUAUCGGCGUGAAGGUGUAGAAGCUCAGAGGGAAGCUGCAGAAGCUGUGGUGGUGGUGGAGGUGGUGUAUCUGUGGAUCGGUGUUGGUUGACGUGGGUUGGAGGAGGUUUGAACAUGAGUUCACGUAGCACCAGCAGGAGCAGGAGUCAGAGUCGGAGCCGGAGCAGGAGUCCACGAGAUCGCAGGAUCCGAUCUCAACGCUUGUCCUAUCGUGAUGCUCCUUAUAGGAGAGAGUCACGUAGGGGUUUCAGCCAAGGCAAUCUGUGCAACAACUGCAAGCGGCCAGGUCACUUUGCAAGAGAAUGCCCUAAUGUGGCUAUUUGUAACAACUGUAACCUUCCUGGGCACAUUGCAUCAGAGUGCACCACACAAUCAUUAUGUUGGAAUUGUCGAGAACCAGGUCACAUGGCCAACAACUGUCCCAAUGAGGGAAUCUGCCAUUCGUGCAAUAAGACUGGUCAUCGUGCCAGAGACUGCCCAACUCCUGGGUUGCCAUCUGGGGACUUGAGGUUGUGCAAUAACUGCUACAAGCAAGGCCAUAUUGCAGCUGACUGUACAAAUGAUAAGGCAUGCAAGAACUGCAGGAAGACUGGCCACAUAGCACGUGACUGUCAGAACGAACCAGUUUGCAACUUGUGCAACAUAGCUGGGCAUGUGGCUAGGCAAUGCCCAAAGGCCGAGAUUUUUGGAGAGAGGGGUGGUGGGGGUCGCAACACUGGUUUUCGAGAUGUUAUCUGCAGGAGCUGCAACCAGGUGGGUCAUAUGAGCAGGGAUUGCAUGGUUUCCUUGGUCAUAUGUAAUAACUGCGGUGGUAGGGGCCAUAUGGCAUUUGAAUGCCCAUCAGGAAGAUUUAUGGACCGUAUGCCUCGCCGGUACUGAAUUAACAGAACUACAGGUCUGUCUGUCUACUGCGCAAUUCAGAUGGGAGCUUAUAGUACUUUAAACAUAUGUUUUAUCCUGAGUUCUUUUAUUUGGUUUUAUUAUAAUAAUUUUCGAACAGCCUGGAGCCAUUUUUAUGGUGGUUCUUAGUUCUGAAUGUUUGUAUGGGUACUCGAGAAUUGUGGAAAUUGGCCAUGCCAUGGUGCUUAAUUGCUACAGUUAUGUGGAUAUGGACCAGUUUUCUUGAAGUGAUAUCAAGGAAGAUUGACUUCUUAUUGCAGAGUCCAUAACAAAUGGUUUGGAUUACUUUACCUUUUCUUAGAUCAGGUAUCACCUUCAUGAGUAAGUUGCUUUUGCUUUACUAGGCACUAGUCGAAGAGCUGUACUAUUCUUGAAAUCUCACCAAGAACCACCUCAGUGUCGCCAACAGCAGAUUUUCCCUUUAUUUUUAUCUUUUGUCUUUUAUUUUUCAUUAGUUUUUGGGUUAUUUACAAAAGCCCAGCAUUUCAUCAGGCUUAUUAAUAUCCUGAAUAAUGGAUUGGAGGAUAUUACAAUUAGAAUUUAGUCACUUAGAAUCAUGUGUGGGUGAAUUAUAAAAGUUGUAAUUUGCACGAGUUCAUUGAAUAAAGUCCUACUGGACCCUUCUUUGUGGGAGUCCCUUUGAUCA
Molecule: messenger RNA, 1614 nt
Organism: Vitis riparia (riverbank grape)
Lineage: Eukaryota; Viridiplantae; Streptophyta; Magnoliopsida; Vitales; Vitaceae
Product: zinc finger protein GIS2-like
Exons: 4
Coding region: 183-947 (254 amino acids)
Molecular function (GO): nucleic acid binding; zinc ion binding
Source: RefSeq, a predicted model, not a curated record